Messenger RNA from Varanus komodoensis (Komodo dragon), 10396 nucleotides. RefSeq names its product myosin-10-like. The transcript has 42 exons. Gene Ontology annotation, cellular component: myosin complex. The record is from RefSeq and is a predicted model, not a curated record. Bases 86 to 6316 code for a protein of 2076 amino acids. Gene Ontology annotation, molecular function: actin filament binding; ATP binding; cytoskeletal motor activity. NCBI's taxonomy places the organism in Eukaryota, Metazoa, Chordata, Lepidosauria, Squamata, Varanidae.
UCCUCCCCCUUUCUAGUGGCAGCUCAGUUGCGGUUGGGCCUUGGAGGCGUCAACGUUGCUCUCCCGUUCCAGUUUCUGCAAAGCCAUGGCUGUCCGGGCCCCUGCACCGCGGGGUGACGCCAGCGCUGAGAGAUACCUCUUUGUGGACCGGAACCAAGUGGGCAACCCAGCAUCACAGGCCGACUGGACAGCCAAGCGGCUGGUGUGGGUCCCCUCCGAGCGCCAUGGCUUUGAGGCGGCUGGACUGCGUGAGGAGCGGGGUGACGAGGUGUUGGUGGAACUUGCUGAGAAUGGGCGUCAGGUGCUGGUCGCCAAGGACAACAUCCAGAAGAUGAACCCUCCCAAAUUCACCAAGGUGGAGGACAUGGCAGAACUGACCUGCCUCAAUGAAGCUUCGGUGCUGCACAACCUCAAGGACCGCUACUACUCGGGCCUCAUUUAUACAUAUUCAGGGCUUUUCUGCGUAGUCAUCAACCCUUACAAAAAUUUGCCCAUCUAUACGGAGCAGAUCGUGGAGAUGUACCGGGGCAAGAAACGCCACGAAAUGCCCCCCCACAUCUAUGCCAUCUCCGAGGCUGCCUACCGAAGCAUGCUGCAGGACCGAGAGGAUCAGUCUAUCUUGUGCACGGGUGAGUCAGGCGCUGGUAAGACAGAGAACACGAAGAAAGUGAUCCAGUAUUUGGCGCAUGUGGCUUCAUCUCACAAAGCUCGGAAGGACCACAAUGUCCCGACUUCCAACCCCGCUUCCUACGGUGAAUUGGAGCGUCAGCUGCUACAAGCCAAUCCUAUCUUGGAGGCCUUUGGCAACGCAAAAACGGUCAAAAAUGACAACUCCUCCAGAUUUGGUAAAUUCAUUCGGAUUAAUUUUGAUGUGGCUGGCUACAUUGUUGGAGCCAAUAUAGAAACAUACCUGCUGGAGAAAUCAAGAGCCAUCCGCCAAGCCAAAGACGAACGGACCUUCCACAUCUUCUACCAGCUCUUAGUGGGUGCUGGUGAGCACAUGAAAGGGGAGCUGCUUCUGGAGCCCUUCAAUCAGUACCGCUUCCUCUCCAACGGGUACCUGCCCAUCCCGGGGCAGCAGGACAAGGAGAUCUUCCACGAGACCAUGGAGUCGAUGCGCAUCAUGGGCUUUUCGCAUGAGGAGAUACACUGUAUGCUGCGGAUGGUUUCGGCUGUGCUGCAGUUCGGGAACAUCGUCUUUCGCAAGGAGAGAAACACCGACCAGGCUUCCAUGCCCGACAACACAGCUGCUCAGAAGCUCUGCCACUUACUGAGUCUGAACGUCACCGAGUUCACACGCGCCAUCCUUACCCCACGCAUCAAGGUUGGCCGAGACUAUGUGCAGAAGGCACAGACAAAAGAGCAGGCUGACUUUGCCAUCGAAGCGUUGGCCAAAGCCACGUACGAGCGGCUUUUCCGCUGGCUGGUGCAUCGGAUCAACCGGGCCCUGGACCGUACCAAGCGCCAGGGGGCAUCUUUCAUCGGCAUCCUGGACAUUGCGGGUUUUGAAAUCUUUCAGCUGAAUUCCUUUGAGCAGCUCUGCAUCAACUACACCAACGAGAAGCUCCAGCAGCUCUUCAACCACACCAUGUUUGUGCUGGAGCAGGAAGAGUACCAGCGAGAGGGCAUCGAAUGGAACUUCAUUGACUUCGGCCUAGACCUCCAGCCCUGCAUCGACCUCAUCGAAAGACCAGCAAACCCCCCAGGAGUGCUGGCUCUGCUGGACGAGGAAUGCUGGUUCCCCAAGGCCACCGAUAAGAGCUUUGUGGAGAAGGUCAUUCAGGAGCAGGGGACUCACCCUAAGUUCCAGAAGCCCCGGCAGCUGCGGGAUAAAGCCGACUUCUGCAUCAUCCAUUAUGCGGGCAGGGUUGACUACAAAGCAGAUGAGUGGCUCAUGAAAAACAUGGACCCCUUGAACGACAACGUGGCUACCCUUCUCCACCAGAGCGCAGACCGGUUCACGGCAGAACUGUGGAAAGACGUGGACCGAAUUGUGGGUCUGGACCAAGUGAGCGGAAUGGGAGACCUUGCCUUCGGUGGCUCAUACAAGACUAAGAAGGGGAUGUUCCGGACCGUGGGGCAGCUGUACAAGGAGUCUCUCUCCAAACUCAUGUCCACCCUGCGCAACACCAACCCCAACUUUGUGCGCUGCAUCAUACCCAACCAUGAGAAGAGGGCUGGAAAACUGGAGCCUCACCUCGUAUUGGACCAACUACGCUGCAAUGGAGUCCUGGAAGGAAUUCGCAUUUGCCGCCAGGGGUUCCCCAACCGCAUCAUCUUUCAGGAAUUCCGGCAGAGGUAUGAGAUCCUGACCCCAAAUGCCAUUCCGAAAGGGUUCAUGGAUGGGAAGCAAGCCUGUGAACGCAUGAUCAAGGCCUUGGAACUGGACCCCAACCUCUUCCGCAUUGGCCAGAGCAAGAUCUUCUUCCGGGCUGGCGUUUUGGCCCACCUGGAGGAGGAACGGGACCUGAAGAUCACCGACAUUAUUGUGUCUUUCCAGGCAGCUGCCCGGGGAUAUUUAGCCCGCAAGGCUUUCAUGAAGAAGCAGCAGCAGAUGAGCGCCCUCAAGGUCAUGCAACGCAACUGUGCGGCCUACCUCAAGUUGCGCCACUGGCAGUGGUGGCGCCUCUUCACCAAGGUGAAACCCCUGUUGCAGGUGACACGCCAGGAUGAUGUGCUGCAAGCAAAGGCAGUAGAGCUACAAAAGGUGCAGGAGAAACACACAAAAACCCAAAUGGACCUCAAGGAACUAGAAAACAAAUACCAGCAGCUCUUGGAGGAGAAGGCCAUCCUAGCUGAGCAGCUGCAGGCAGAAACAGAGCUGUUUGCCGAAGCGGAAGAGAUGCGGGCACGGCUCUCUUCCCGGAAGCAGGAGCUGGAGGACAUCCUGCACGAGCUGGAGUCACGGGUGGAGGAGGAGGAGGAGCGAUGCCAGCAGAUGCAGGGGGACAAGAAGAAGAUGCAGCAGCACGUCCAGGACCUUGAAGAGCAGCUGGAGGAGGAGGAGGCUGCCCGGCAGAAGCUGCAGCUGGAGAAAGUGAGCAUGGAGGCCAAGCUGAAGAAGAUGGAAGAGGACCUGCUGAUGCUCGAAGACCAAAACUCAAAGCUGCACAAGGAGAGGAAGCUGAUGGAGGAGCGUCUCUCUGAGUUCACGUCCCAUAUGGCUGAGGAGGAGGAGAAAGUGAAGAGUCUGUCCAAACUGCGCAACAAAUACGAAGCGGUCAUGGCUGACAUGGAAGAUCGGCUGAAGAAGGAAGAAAAGGGGCGCCAGGAGCUGGAGAAGAUGAAGCGCAAGCUGGACGGGGAGGCGGGUGACCUGCAGGAGCAGGUAGCAGAGUUACAGCAGCAGAUUGAGGAGCUCCGCCAAGCGCUGGCGAGAAAGGAAGCCAAGCUGCAGGCAGCACUGGCCAGAGUGGAGGAAGAAGCCACGCAGAAGGCCCUGGUGCUGAACUCCUUGCAUGAGCUGCAAGCGCAGCUGGAUGCGCUGCAGGAGGACAUCGAGUCGGAGAAGGCAGCCCGCGCCAAGGCCGAGAAGCAGCGGCGCGACCUGGGCGAGGAGCUGGAGGCACUGAAGACCGAACUGGAGGACACCCUGGACUCGACGGCUGCGCAGCAGGAGCUACGGUCGAAGCGGGAGCAGGAAGUGACAGAGCUCAAGAAGACCAUUGAAGAAGAGGUCAAGACACACGAAGCGCAGGUGCUGGAGAUGCGCCAGCGCCACACGGCCACCCUGGAGGGGCUGCUGGGGGAGCUGGAGCAAUCCCGCCGGCUCAAAGUUACCCUGGAGAAGACCAAGCAAGCCCUGGAAGGGGAGAAUGCAGAGAUGCAGAAGGAGCUGAAGGUCCUACAGGGAGCCAAGCAGGAGUCGGAGCAGCGGCGCAAGAAGCUGGAGAGUGUAGUCCAGGAGUUGCAGCUCCGGACUGCAGAGAGUGAGAGAGUGAAGACUGAACUCAAGGAGCGGCUGGCAAAGCUGCAGAAUGAGCUUGAUGGGGUCUCUGGUACCCUUGGAAGUGCAGAAUCCAAGACAAUAAAGCUUACCAAAGAUCUUGCCAGUGUAGAAUCCCAUCUGCAAGAUACUCAGGAGCUGCUCCAGGAAGAGACACGGCAGAAGCUGAAUCUGAGCUCGCGAGUCCGGCAGCUGGAGGAGGAAAAGGGGGCCCUGCUGGAACAGCUGGAGGAGGAGGAGGCGACGAAGGCCAACCUCACCCGCCAGAUCCAGACCUUGCAGCAGCAGGUAAUGGAGACGAAGAAGAAGCUGGAGGAAGAUGCUGGGGUGGCCGAGGCGAUCGAGGAAGCUCGCCGGCGGGCAACCAAGGAGGUGGAGGGGCUUUCUCUGCGCCUUGAAGAGCGUGUCCAGGCAUGCGACAAGCUGGAGAAAGGGCGGACUCGUCUGCAGCAGGAACUGGAUGACGUCACGGUCGCCCUCGACCAGCAACGCCAGGUGGUCUCAGCACUUGAGAAGAAGCAAAAGAAAUUCGACCAGAUGUUGGCGGAGGAAAAGCUGAUCUCUGCCCGCUACGCCGAGGAGAGGGAUCACGCGGAAGCAGACGCCCGGGAGAAAGAGACCAAAGUGCUGUCACUAAGUCGUGCUCUGGAAGAGGCACUGGACGCCCGGGAGGAGCUGGAGCGGCAGAACAAGCAGUUGCGGGCUGACAUGGACGACCUGGUCAGCUCCAAGGACGAUGUCGGCAAGAAUGUGCAUGAGCUCGAGCGCUCCAAGCGGAGCCUGGAGCAACAGGUGCAAGAGAUGCGAGCCCAGCUGGAGGAGCUGGAAGACGAGCUUCAGGCCACCGAGGACGGGAAGCUGCGCUUGGAGGUCAACAUGCAGGCCCUUAAGGCGCAACACGAGAGGGAGCUGCAGAGCCGUGACGAUGCCAACGACGACAAGAAGAAGUUGCUCAGCAAGCAGGUGAGGGAGUUGGAGGCUGAGCUGGAUGCUGAGCGGAAGCAGCGGGCCCAAGCACUCGCUGCCCGGAAGAAGCUGGAGCUCGACCUCCAGGAGGCAGUGGGGCAGCUGGAUGCCGCCAACAAGGGACGGGAUGAGGCAGUGAAGCAGCUGCGCAAGUUGCAGACCCAGAUGAAGGAGAUCUGGCGGGAAGUCGAGGAAACACGUGCAGCCCGGGAAGAGAUAUUCAUCCAGUCGCGCGAGAGUGAGAAGAAGCUGAAGAAUCUGGAGGCGGAGUUGCUGCAGCUGCAGGAGGAUCUGGCAGCAUCGGAACGAGCCAAGAGACAGGCGCAACAAGAGCGGGAUGACCUGGCAGAUGAACUGGCCAAUGGGAACAGUGGCAAAUCAGCUCUUCUGGAUGAAAAACGGCACCUGGAAGCACGAAUUGGACAGCUGGAGGAGGAGCUGGAUGAGCAGCAAAGCAACAUGGAGCUCAUGAAUGACCGGUACCGCAAGCUUAGCAUGCAGGUAGAGACAAUCACCACUGAGCUGGCGGCUGAGCGCAGCUUCUCGCAGAAGACCGAGAACGCUCGGCAGCAGCUGGAACGCCAGAACAAAGACCUGAAGGCCAAGCUGGGGGAGAUGGACUUAUCCAUCAAGUCCAAGUACAAGAUGAUGAUCGCAACUCUGGAGUCCAAGGUCGCCCAGCUGGAGGAGCAGCUGGAACAGGAGUGCUGGGAGAGGAUCCAGGUAGGAAAACACGGGCGAAGGGCAGAGAAGAAACUGAAGGAAGUGAUCUUACAGGUGGAUGAGGAGAGGAGAAAUGCGGAUCAGUUCAAAGACCAGGUUGAAAAGGGCCAUAUGCGGCUGAAGCAACUGAAGCGGCAGCUGGAGGAGGCCGAGGAGGAGGCCUCGCGGGCCAACGCCAACUGCCGCCGCAUGCAGCGCGAGCUCGAGGACGUCACCGAGUCCGCCGAGUCCAUGAACCGCGAGGUCACCAGCCUGCGGAACCGCCUCAGCAAGCUGGAGCGCCGGCAGCGGAAGUACGUCCUCCCUGUUCCCUCCCCAACGCUGCAUGUGUGUGCUUUGUGGUGCGGUUUGGCGUGGGGUGUGCGCAAUUGCAGUGCUGCAGCUUUCCACUUCACCCUUCCCCAAGACAGACCCCACGUGGGAGAACCUCCAUCUGAUCUCCUUCCUUAUAUUUUGCACUCCGAAGUAGUGGUUGGAUUUUCUGGAUUUUUGGCCAGAAGGAGGGAGGUGGAGGGCUGCUUCUUUUAUCUAAAACCCCUUCAAAUUGUUAGACCCACAGAGGGCGAGGGAAGAUGGCAUGGUAGGGAGCACUGUGCCAGGACAGACCAUUUGACUGGGUUCAGACAACACAAGGACCCACACACAACGGCUGUUGAACCAUGCACUUUUGUUGAGAUGUAAGUUAUCUGAACCCAACCAUGCUAACAAGGCUCAGUGAACAACCCAGCAACAAGCCAUGGGUUCUGUUGAUGGGUUGUUAGUAGUUAUCAAGCCAUGGGUUGUAAGUAUAGUUGUGUUCAAACAAUACAACAACCCACAUUUGAGAAACAUCCCACACUCAACCCUUAAGUGUUGGCUGUCGUAUUGUCUGAAAUCAUUUGUUGUCUGGAAGGACCUGUGCUGUCUGCACUGGCUUUCCAGAUUCCUAGACAGGAAAAGUCAUUUGCAUCACCUGAAUCCCGUAACUGCAGGUACCAGAGAAUAAACCUGGGCCCUUUGGCAUACAAGGCAGUCUAUGGUCCACCCCUAUAAAGUUUGCAUAUAUGUAUGUAUAUAAUUUGAUAUUCACCUAGGUUUUCUAGAGGAAAAACAAGGGAGCUUCCAAUAGUCUCUGUCAUUCUGUUUAUUACAUUUUUAGCCUCCCCACCCCCCAAAGGAUGGUAUACAUCUUCCUUUCAUGACCUGGUGUUCUCCAGAUGCUUUGGGUUUCAGUUUCCAUCUGUACAAGGGCAUUUAUCAUGUACUCAUCAUCCCCUACUCAUUUUUGUUUACAGGUUCUUUAGACCAUAACAUGAGCUCCAAUUUCGAUUUUGUGGCUAAGCAGUAUCUGGGGCAGCUUUUUAGCUCAGGGAAAGCUAAAAUUUAAUUGCUUUAGCUCAUGGGUCCUCAAACUACGGCCUGCAGGCUGGAUCCAGCCCGCCAUAGCUCACCUUGUGUGCGCAGCAAGGUACCGGCUUGCUCGCAAGGAGAUAGUUUUGGACUUGUUGGGAGAAAAUGAUCUCUGCACACGCACGCCCCUGCCAUUCUGCAUGCGUGCGCACACCCCUGCCCCAGCCCGGCCCGCUCCCCCUGCCUGUACCACCUUGGUGGCCGGCGCCCAUCCCUGCCACCUUUCAACUGGCCCCCUAGUCAAAAAGUUUGAGGACCCCUGCUUUAGCUGAAAGCAAACACAGCACAGUUUUUGGCAUUUGCAGUAUACUGCUAUACCACAGUGCCACCUAGAGGAUAUGUAAUGGAAAAGCAGGAAAGGAAACCCUCCUUGUGUGGGACUUGCAUAUUUUGCAACAAACCCAAAAGUAGGCACAGCUAAUUAACAGCCUUGUAUGGUAAAGUUCUUAGUCUGCCCUGCACCAAAGUGCCACAGUACAGGUACCUGCUUCCCUCCCGCCCUCAGCAAGGCUUUUCGGGGAUUGGGGAGGGUGUUAAAAUGAGGAACGGCUAUAUUGGGGGAGAGCGGGUGAAGCACUCCCCUGCCAGCCCUGCAGCUUCAGUCCAAGAUGUGGGUCCUCCCAUUGCUUUAAGCAUGUAGAUUCAGCAUUUGAGGGGGAUCCGAUGGCGGUCUUUGUCCCACGGGAGAAGGGCACAGGAGCAGCUUGGUUGGCAUACCCAGCAUCUUCCCUGCCCGCUUGUGAGGAUGCUUUCACUCCUGGGCCGCUUGCAGUUGAUGUGAGAGCCGCCAGCUGUGCCUCCCUCAAGCAGGGCCAGCUGAGCUAGGCUUGUGUUUUCCAGGCCUGGCUGCUGCUUUAUUUGCAGUGGAGAAGCCCCUGCCUUCGCUCUGCCUUCUCCAGCCCCGCAGCACCCAGAUGUGUUGGGCUGGGAAUGGCAGGUGCAGUGCAACACAUCUGGAGGGCCCCAGGUUGGGGGAGGGGGAUAGUCAUGCUCCUCCCUGUGGGGAUGUUGCUUCUCUCGGGGGUUAAGUGCCACCUGCAUGCAGCCAGUGUCCUCAGGCUCGCCCCCCCGCCCCCCCCCCCCAGCAAACAGCAACCACAAAAGCAUGGGAAAAGGAUGGGCUGUUUUAAAACGCCGCAGGUAGGUGGAAGAGGAUGCCACGAAACCCUGGCUGGUGAUUGUGAUGUGUACUUUCCAGAUGAGUUGGACUGCAACUCCCAUCAUCCCUCGCCAGCACAGGCAACAGCGAGAUAUUUUGGGAGGUUGUGUCCACCUGUUGGAUUCCUGCCUUCCAUGCAUCCACACCAAGGCACAGAGCCACUGCUGGGGAGCACAGUGAGAGCCUCACACUGCCGUGUCCUCUGAAAACCUUAAAAGCUGCCGUUAGUGGCAGGACAAGCAGGAAGAAAGUGAGGAACAGCUAAGGAAAUGGAUGAAAAGGGAUUCUAAGUAUGAGUUUACAGUGGCCCUCCCCCAACCUGGAUCACAGGGCCCAUCUUUCCCAGUUGCACUGAAUUACCUCUGGAAGGUAACCAGUUGGGAAAGUUCUGCUGAUGCAGAACUUUAUUUAUUUAAAGCUUUUAUAUACCAUCCAGCCACUAGUAUCUCAAACUCAUCAGUUCUCAAACUUUUUACUGACCACUGAGAAUUGCUGGCAUCUCAUUAGACUACUUUAAAUAGCAUUUUACCCCUACAAAUCAAAGCACCUAUGUGUUUUCAUUGAAAUAGAAAUUCUUCAGCACCUGCAUUAUCAUCAAAAUCAGCACUUGUAGCCCAUUCAAUAGUAGGAUGCUAAACCAUGGGCCAGGGUCAAAAUACAGCUACUCUGUUCUUUCACAAGAUUUCCAUGGACUGUUCUGAGUACUUCCAAAUUAGAAUCCUCUCAGCAAAAUAUACACAGAAUAAGUGUGGUUUUGUUUUGUUUUUUUAAGUGGAGGUUCUGUUUUCUAUCAACUGCAACUAGGAAUCUAAAGGAUUCCAGGCCCCUGGUAAAAGGAAAAGCUCUAGAAUAAGGAUUGUUUCCAUACUAGUCUGGAAUUGUUACUCUUCACUUACUCCAGUUUUAUGGAGAAACAAGACAUUUCAACAUAUCUCCAGUGGUUGCUGUUUUUCUCCCCUCUGUCUCUUUUAGAUUUGAUGUGUGAGGUUUUCUUUCUUCUUAGUUGAAAAUAAUGACAGUAUGUCUGUCCAUCCAGUAUGGUCUGGCAAGAUGCUAUAGUGUCUUUUUAGUGCUACUGUGCCUCUAAUUAGAAAUUUCCAUAUCAAAUGAUUUGCUUCUGAUUGCUUCAUAUUCAGCACCCUACAACAUUAGAGAUGAAUUACUCCUUAGCUGUUAAUUAUGUCCCAUUACCUGUGGGGCAAGGAAGGCACUUUAAUUAUUUCUGCCUCCUUUCUUGAUGUCAAACAGUGCAAAGAGGAAGGUAUUUAUUCUCCAUCAUCAUGAAUGCUGUGUUGUGCUGUACAGGGAGCCAUUCCAAGAAAAGGAAGCUUCUGAUUAAAGUCGUGGGAACUGACACUAAACAGUUCUCAGUUAAUGUUACAGACGUUCUUGGCCACUGAAUGAGGCAUUGCCAGAAAGCCCAGUGCUUAUCCUUUGACAUGUGGAACUGCUACUUUAAUUCCACUUCCAGCUGACUGCAGAAUAGCAGUGCUAAGCCCUUAAUGUGGACAGGAUCAGGGAAAGAGGAGCUGGAGCUGCAGAAGCAGGAUGGGAGAAAAAAGACAGGAAAAGGACUAGUGGACUGCAUGUCCAGGCUGCAGGUCUCCUCACUUGGAAGGCGGCCAUUGGCCCGGAUGGUCCGUGGGUGCGGAUGGGGAGGCUUACCUCUUUCCCAGGGUGCAAAUCCCUUUCAGCUCCAGAGCCAAAUCCUGUUUACAAGGAGCUCUCAGGAGCCAUGUCCUUGGGGCGAGGCCAGACUCCGAAAGGGCAGGGUGACACACACACGAGUGUCCCAGUUGCUUUUGCUGCCUGUACCUAAACCUUGGGAGAAAGCUCAGCCUUUUAGAAAAGGAGGGGGAAAGCUGCGCAAAGGGCGGCAAACCACUCCGGGAUGGAUGGAGACCCCUGGUGGGCCAAAGAGGCCCCCCGGUGGGCUGAGGCUUUGCUCUGCUGUGCUGCGCAUUCUGUCUCGGCAUCAGCAACCGGAGGGGCAGCUUUAAACAUUCAAGUAUUUUAAGCUAGACCGCCGGCAUUGCACCGGAGGGACAUGGAGCGAUGUCGGCCUUCCAGCUUCUCCUGGCUGGACAGGAGCAGGAGCAGGGAGCAGCUGAAAUCGCGCCCAUGCCAUGGCAGCGAAGAGCGCUUACUAGAGAGAGAGACUCAGUCGUCAGCCUUGCCUGGGAACGCUCGGGAUCGGCGUAUUUUUCAGGGGC